Topomyia yanbarensis is the source of this 1052-nucleotide messenger RNA. It is a transcript of the gene RpS2, whose product is annotated as small ribosomal subunit protein uS5. The record is from RefSeq and is a predicted model, not a curated record. Gene Ontology annotation, biological process: translation. The coding region runs from base 138 to 959 and encodes 273 amino acids. The transcript has 3 exons. Gene Ontology annotation, molecular function: RNA binding; structural constituent of ribosome. Lineage: Eukaryota; Metazoa; Arthropoda; Insecta; Diptera; Culicidae. Gene Ontology annotation, cellular component: cytosolic small ribosomal subunit; ribosome.
CUUGAAUUUUGCUGUUGAAAUAAAAUUUCUGCCAACACUGUAGCCGAAGCGUCCGAUGGACAGCUCAUCCCUCGUUCUAAAACGUCAACUCGUUCAUUCGGGUUUCCGUUCUACUGCAAGCAACACCUCUUUCAACAAUGGCGGACGCAGCUCCAGCCCGUGGUGGAUUUAGAGGAGGAUUUGGUUCUCGCGGCGGUGGUCGUGGACGUGGCGGCGGUCGCGGAAGAGGUCGUGGACGUGGGCGCGGUCGUGGUGGUAAGGAAGACUCCAAAGAAUGGGUACCAGUAACCAAGCUUGGUCGCCUAGUUCGUGAUGGCAAAAUUCGCACCCUGGAGGAAAUCUACUUGUACUCGCUGCCCAUUAAAGAGUUCGAGAUCAUUGACUUUUUCCUGAACCGUUCGCUCAAGGACGAGGUGUUGAAAAUUAUGCCCGUUCAAAAGCAGACUCGUGCCGGUCAGCGUACCCGUUUCAAGGCAUUUGUCGCUAUCGGCGAUAGCAAUGGGCACAUUGGCCUGGGCGUCAAGUGCAGCAAGGAAGUUGCCACCGCUAUUCGAGGAGCGAUUAUUCUUGCCAAGCUGUCUGUUGUUCCAGUUCGUCGUGGAUACUGGGGUAAUAAGAUUGGUAAACCCCACACCGUACCCUGCAAGGUCUUCGGAAAAUGUGGCUCGGUUUUAGUGCGUCUAAUUCCGGCUCCUCGCGGUACUGGUAUUGUUUCCGCUCCGGUUCCGAAGAAACUGCUGCAAAUGGCAGGUAUUGAAGAUUGCUACACGAUGACACGUGGAUCAACCACAACGCUUGGUAAUUUCGCCAAGGCUACCUAUGCGGCCAUCGCUAAGACCUACGCUUUCCUUACACCGGACCUGUGGAAGGAUCUGCCAUUGAGCAAGACCCCAUACCAGGAGUAUGCUGAUUUCCUAGAGAAGACCAGCAAGACCGGACAGCGCAUCAUUGAAUUGUAAGAAAUUACGACUGAUGUGCUAAAACCAGUUACCUGCGCCUAGUACAGGUACAAAAAUAAAGAAAGCUCUCAUACGAGAACCUACCAAAUACGA